AUGAGCAAUCCGGCGCAACUCUUCCUCCUCGCUGAUCACAUAAAACUAUCUCUUCUGGAACGGCAAAGGGCAAUAUCCCUUAGUAUUGAGCCUAACUCGCAGGAUGGCGAAAUAUCCCGUUCUCUAGAAUCUCUGCGCGAAGGAAUUGAAUCGCUUGAUUCGCGAAUUCUGCGGCUAGAGGAGAAUGAUCACCCGUAA
This is a messenger RNA of Histoplasma mississippiense, 198 nucleotides long. RefSeq lists its product with no specific name. NCBI's taxonomy places the organism in Eukaryota, Fungi, Ascomycota, Eurotiomycetes, Onygenales, Ajellomycetaceae. The coding region runs from base 1 to 198 and encodes 65 amino acids. The transcript has a single exon. The record is from RefSeq and is a predicted model, not a curated record.